AUGAGGGCUGUGGGGCUCUUUGAGGCCUCACGCUGCAGGGCGUCGUCCUCGAUGGGAUGCCUGUCCAGCAAGCCACUUGAAAAGGAGCCUGAGGUGCCAGAAGAGCUGAAAUCUGGCCACUUGUGCUUUGCGGGGGAACAAUUCUGUUGGCUCCAGCGCACAACACUCUUCCUCAAGAAGGAGCCCAACCAUUCGGGUCUCAGCGAGGGUGUCGGGCAAUGGAAAGUCGUGGUGCAGAACUCCAGCAAGGAGACUCUUUUUUUCUUCAUCAUGGAACCCCGGUCCGAGCCCAUGGGAGCCAAGCACAUGUCCCUUCGUGACAAGUCUGGCUAUACAAUCCUGAAAGUGGCGAUACCUUACCGUGGGCAGCCGCUGCUGAUCAGUUUGGGGGGGCGGCCGCAACGUGGGGGCACGAUUAUGGUUCGAUUGUGGGAAUGGGGAAACAACAAAGAAAUCAAAGCUUACAUGCCCGGACCAAACCAGAAGGGCAGUUACGGAGUGCCAGACAUUGGGAUGACUGCUGACGGGGCGAUGCGAGCGGAGAGGGACAAGGAGAAGAGGCUCAUAGGGGAAUUCAAUUAUGGGAUGUCAGAUGUCGGCCGGUCGAUCUAUGGAGACAAGGCUGACGCAGAUCUCACCGUGCAUAAGGGCGAGGACGUUGCUUUGGCGUUGGCGAUUGUGGCAGCCGCAGAUCAGCUCCAAAAUUUUGGUCUAAUGUACUUAAAGAAGAACAAACUUAUGAAGGGGAUUCUUGGGGCUGUGCGUGACGAGGUGGUGGAAACGGCGCUUAACGCGUUGGUGGAGGAGACGAUGGGAUAG
This is a messenger RNA of Ostreobium quekettii, 819 nucleotides long. The record is from the annotation of a GenBank genome assembly. Lineage: Eukaryota; Viridiplantae; Chlorophyta; Ulvophyceae; Bryopsidales; Ostreobiaceae.